This is a messenger RNA of Leguminivora glycinivorella, 2893 nucleotides long. RefSeq lists its product as uncharacterized. The record is from RefSeq and is a predicted model, not a curated record. Bases 283 to 2769 code for a protein of 828 amino acids. Lineage: Eukaryota; Metazoa; Arthropoda; Insecta; Lepidoptera; Tortricidae. The transcript has 3 exons.
CAAAAAUGAACCGAAUAAUCUUAGUACUUUUAGGAUCAAAAAGUAAAAACUCGAAAAUAAAACUCUAAAUAUGUUUUUCUAAACGUAAACUAUCGUAUGUUUUAAAUUGCUCCGGCGCAUUUUGUCGUUAGUGCCCGGUCGACGGUGUACACGGGGUGAGGCGGGGGCAGCCGCCCGCGCUUACGCAUCGUAUGUAUCAGUUGCGAUCGAGUACGCCGCGCGGACUGUCAUGUUGCCGUCUAAACCACUUCACAGCAAAAAUAGUUGUAUAGGCGACCCAAAAUGGAUAAUUCUACUAGAAAAAUGGUUAAUCGUGUAAAGAAAAUACCGAAUGUGUCGUCUAGAACACGAAUGUUACUUGAUAAGGCCGUUGGACACAAACGCGAAAACGAGUGUAUUUCAAAAAAUGACGGUUAUUUGGAGGAUAAUUUUAUAAACCGGAGCUAUAUGGAUGAAGCUCUAAAGGAUAUCUCUACAAAAUCAGAAUCUCCUCUUCCAUUUGGAGCAGACAACCUUUCAAUACAGGAACUGCUACAGACCGGAAUUUUGAGCGACAGUGAUGAGGAAAUAUUUGAUUACGGACCUCCAGGCAAAACAGCAACAUGCAAUGAUAUACCUAACCAUGCAUCAAAGAUAAAUGACUGCAAUGAUACUAACAAGUCUCCGGUUUCGAGUAUUAUUUGUAACGAAAAGGAUUUGGUAUUAGACUAUGUUGAAGAAGAUAAAAAUACCAUGCAUGAUUUGAAUGAUUUGCAUACGCAUGGCGAAAAUACUCCGGUACCGAGUCCUGUAGAUGAAUGGUUGGAUUGUGAUCAUAGCCCCGCUUCACAAGAUAUCACAACGGAGCCUGAGAUGCCCCUUGAUUCACCGUAUCUAGACUCCAACAGCAUAAUGUCAACACCUCAAGCGAAUAGCCCAUUCACUGUUUCGACAAACCCGUCAACACCGGCCUCUAUAAAAAGUAGAAAAUGCACACAAAGGAAAGACAAAGGUAAUGUAAGAAGACGGCAUGAAAAAGAGUGGAUUGAUAGUAAGAGAAAAAUAAAUAGAAAUUUAGGAAAAGAUUACACGAGUCGCAACGGCACACAAAGAGCUGCUAAAAAAAUGGGUGCCAGAUGCCCAUCAACUUGUCGAAUGAAAUGUUCCACAAAAAUAUCUGAAGAGCAAAGGCAGCAUAUUUUUGACAGCUUUUGGUCACUAGGAGACAGAACUAAACAGUGGGAAUAUUUAGCUCAAUUCGCUUUAAGGCAGACGAAACGAAGGAUUUAUACUGAUAGAGAAUCGAAACGCAAAUAUACCAUUAAAUACCAUUUACCUUCAAACACACAUGAAGACCUUGACAUUUUACAGCCAACAGAGGUUUGUAAAAAAAUGUUCCUUGGCACUUUUUCUGUAAGCGAGCAGUUGGUAUAUACAUCAAUAGACAAGAAAAAUAAAAUGACAGGGAUAUCGGUCGCUGAUCAGCGUGGUAAGCAUGGGAAUCAGCGUAGAACAAUUACCAAUGAAGUUAUAGAAUCAGUGUGUAAUCAUAUCAAAUCUCUGAAGCCGGUUGAAUCACAUUAUACAAGAAAAGAUUCAGAUAAACUUUACUUAGACGGUAGCUUAACUUAUCGGCGGUUAUUUGAAUUAUACAAUGAGUGGGACGGACUAAAUGCAUACACUUGCAAAGCUGAAACUGAAAGACAAUAUCACGAUAUUGCAAAUGAUCAUUUCAAACUAUGUUUUCAUAUACCGAAAAAGGACCAGUGUGAUCAAUGUCAUGUUUACAAAAACCUUGAAAAUCCAUCUACUCAAGAAUCUGAAAAACAUAGUCGACAUAUACAAAAUAAAACACAGGCUAGGCAAAUGAAAUCCAAAGACAAACAGGAAGCUCAAGCAUCUAAUGGCAAGAUUGUCACAGCGUCCUUUGAUUUCCAGAAAAUAUUAAAUGCACCUCAUGGAGAGAUAGGAGUUUUAUAUUAUAAAAGAAAACUCUCAAUAUUUAAUUUCACGGUGUAUAGUCUAGGCGAAAAGGAGGGAACAUGUUUCAUGUGGACAGAAAGUCAAGGCAGACGUGGAGCAAAUGAGGUUGCCAGUUGUUUGCUUGAUUUCAUUAAGAAAAAAGUUGAACAGGGAUGCACGGAGUUCAGAUUUUGGUCAGACAACUGUGUGGGCCAAAAUCGGAACCGCAUAGUGUAUAUAUUUUAUGUAUAUGCGGUAUUAAACUAUAAAAUAAAAGUGACGCACAGUUUUUUGGAGAAGGGUCACACACAAGCCGAAAGUGACAGCGUACACGCUGUCAUUGAAAAAGCAGCUAAAAAUAAACUAAUAUAUACACCAUCCGAGUGGUACUCGUUGGUGAGAUGGUCAAAAACAGACGGCAAACCUUACAAUGUCAAGGAAAUGGAACACACUGAUUUUUAUGAUUUCAAACUUUUACUAACAGGCAGAAACUGGACAAAAGGCUUGAAAGGAGAGAAAGUAAAUUGGAAUCAAAUAAAACAAAUUGAAAUUAACGCCGAUGAUCCAUUUAAAUUACAUUUCAAGUACAACCUACGGGAUGAAUAUUCAACUAUAUCGAUUACUAGCAACACUAGAGCAAGAAAUAAGUGUGUUCCGUUAUCCCUAUCGCCACUGUACCCAAAUACGCUGCCUAUUCCGAAACCCAAAAUGGACGACUUGAUGAGCUUAUGUAACAGCGGAAUUAUUCCCAAGUCUCAUAGCGGAUUUUUUAAUGCCUUGAAAACAACAGACAUUGAAGAACCCGCAUCCGAUAGUGGAUCAGAAUAGUAGUUUCGAACUUACUUUAUAAAUCAGCCAAAAUGGUUACCAAUGAUUAUUGAUAUUAUGCGAAUUGUAUUUGUGCAGAAUUUGAACUAUUUUUUGUUGAGCAAUGACUGAAGUUCAUUUUUUU